AUGCCUCCAACUGUGCAGUACCAUUGCCCUUGCCUCUCACAAUCGCCACUGCCACCCCCACCGCAUCUACCUUCAUCUUCAUACAACUUCCAUCCUCUGCACACCCUCUUCUUUUGCGAAGAAUGCGAUGCUGUCCGGUGUAAUCGCUGUGUCUCCAUCGAAGUCAGCUCAUACUAUUGCCCCAAUUGUCUUUUCGAGGUUCCAAGUGCAAGUGUACGCGCUGAAAAGAAUAGAUGUGCUCGCAAUUGCUUCAUGUGCCCCAAUUGCCGAAACACACUAUCUGUGGUACCUUCGGAUCCACCAGACGCAGGCGAUAAUCGGCUACCUAUACCCAUAAGCUCACUCAAUGAGCCUCCCUUCUUUUUGUAUUGCAAUCAUUGUAGAUGGGACUCUGCCGAAGUAGGCAUCACCUUCGAGAAACCGACUGGUCUUGCUGCCCAACUGCAGAAAAACGAGGAUUCCGCGCCUGAUUCCCUGGAGUUUGAACGUCUGAAGGAACACUUUGAGCCUUUCAUACGUGCAUCAUCGCUUUCUUCUUCUACGAACGCCAGUCAUCCGACUGCUCAUCCAAGCAGCGCGGCGCACUCACACCAUCUUCAUUCCAACUCUAUUACAGCCGCCGCUUCCGCCGCUUUGGCUCGAGAUAUUCCUGGUGUUAGCAAAUACAACCCCCUCGCACGGAGUACGUCUGGACGUCCGGGCAGUACAAAAGACAGGAGUGCCAACAAGGACGAGAUGCACGAGUACCGGAGUAGGCUGGAUAUCGUGAAAGCAAGCGCCCAUGGAAGUGGAGGGGGCGAGGCGGACGUUGAGACUAUGCGAGGCUUGGAGGACAUAGGUGAUAUCGCGGCGUUGGAGCAACGGUGGAUGAACAGCUGGGUUACACCCUUGCUGACACAGGAGCUGAAACCAUUGCGUAUUCCUUUGCAUUCAAAGCGGUCGAAACGAUGUCCGGCGUGUACACAUAUCCUCAUCAAGCCAGAGCAGAAAGCCCAGUCUGUGAGAUACAAGAUUAAGCUUGUAGCAGCUAAUUAUUUGCCAGCAAUCAAUGCCACCCUCCCACAUGCGCAGAAGUCUAUGACCGAAGCAGCUAAACGAUCGCUCGGGAAAUCAACCUCAACGACCGUCGACGAUGACAGGAGCUCCGACAUGCACGCCGGCAAGACCUAUCCGUUCCAGCUGGCCUUGAGCAACCCGUUGUACGACCCAAUCCAAGUCAGGCUAUCCGUACAACGGAUGCAUGUAUCUACUGCAGCGCCAAAGGAAGGUGCAUCGCCAGAGAAAGCUCGCCGCCCGCCUUUUGCAAUCUCUCUGCCAACGUCGUCGUUCACAGUGGCGGCGUUUGCUGAAGCCUGGGAGUACGAAGAUGACGAGGAUAUGUUCGGCAUUGACGAUGACGACGAUCUUCCUGGGCGAGGCGGUAGAGAAACGGACGGACGCGGACGGACGAAGACUGUCGGCGUUCUCGAGAAAAGAGCGAACAUUACGAUAGUAGGAGGUGAGGUAGUCAUCGGUAAAGAGGCAAGAGGGAACGUGAAGUUCAAUAUGCUGGUCUCCUACACGUACCGCUCGGAUGACCCCGCACCUUCGGAAAGCAAUGACGGGGAUGGUCCUUCGAAGGCUUCUGCCUCGAAGCCCCCUGAAAUAAAGACAUUCGCCUUCUAUAGCGUCGUCGACCUGGGGCAGAUCAUUCCUCGAGAAGAACCGAAAGCCGAUUCGGAGUUAUAG
Molecule: messenger RNA, 1728 nt
Organism: Cyclocybe aegerita
Lineage: Eukaryota; Fungi; Basidiomycota; Agaricomycetes; Agaricales; Hemipholiotaceae
Source: the annotation of a GenBank genome assembly